AUGGCAAGCCUACGAAAAACUCACCCACUACUAAAAAUCGCAAAUAACGCACUAGUUGACCUACCCGCCCCCUCCAAUAUCUCAGUAUGAUGAAACUUUGGUUCCCUACUUGGCCUUUGCUUAAUCAUUCAAAUCCUCACAGGACUCUUCCUCGCCAUACAUUACACCUCAGACAUUGCAACCGCCUUCUCCUCUGUUGGCCAUAUUUGCCGAGACGUUAACUACGGCUGACUCAUCCGAAACCUCCAUGCUAACGGCGCAUCUUUCUUUUUCAUCUGCAUCUACAUACACAUCGGCCGAGGGUUAUACUAUGGUUCCUACCUCUACAAAGAGACAUGAAACGUGGGUGUUGUCCUACUUCUUCUAGUAAUAAUAACUGCCUUCGUGGGGUACGUCCUACCCUGAGGACAAAUGUCCUUUUGAGGGGCAACCGUUAUCACCAACCUUCUCUCUGCAGUACCGUACAUCGGAAAUUCUCUUGUCCAAUGAAUCUGAGGAGGCUUCUCAGUUGACAACGCUACGCUAACCCGAUUUUUUGCCUUCCAUUUCCUCUUUCCGUUUGUCAUUGCGGGUGCCACUUUAGUACACCUUCUAUUCCUACACCAAACGGGCUCAAACAACCCCCUUGGCCUAAACUCAGAUGCUGACAAAAUCUCAUUUCACCCAUAUUUUUCAUAUAAGGAUCUUCUUGGCUUUGCAGCUUUAGUUAUUGGUCUUACAGCCCUAGCACUAUUCUCCCCCAACCUCUUAGGAGACCCUGACAACUUCACCCCAGCGAACCCACUAAUCACCCCUCCCCACAUCAAGCCCGAAUGAUAUUUUCUGUUUGCCUACGCGAUCCUACGAUCCAUCCCUAACAAACUAGGAGGUGUCCUGGCCCUUCUAGCCUCCAUUCUCGUCCUGAUAGUUGUACCAAUCCUACACACUUCUAAGCAACAAGGACUGACCUUCCGCCCAAUCACUCAAUUUCUAUUCUGAACUCUCAUCGCAGAUGUUGUUAUUCUCACAUGAAUCGGCGGCAUACCCGUAGAACACCCGUACAUUAUUAUUGGCCAAAUUGCAUCCGUCUUAUAUUUUUCCCUUUUCCUAAUCCUCUCUCCGCUAGCGGGGUGGGCAGAAAAUAAGGCGCUUGGGUGAUCGU
Molecule: messenger RNA, 1141 nt
Organism: Anarrhichthys ocellatus (wolf-eel)
Lineage: Eukaryota; Metazoa; Chordata; Actinopteri; Perciformes; Anarhichadidae
Source: the annotation of a RefSeq genome assembly